AUGAGCUUUUCCAACUCUCGCCUGAAAGGCUUUGGUUUCGGUAAACGCAAGUCAACUGCCAGCAUCCAAACGCCCGAUCCGAACCACACUUCCAGCCCGACCCCUCCUCCCCAGGCCGGUCACCCUUCUGGUGCCCCUCAAAUACCGCAGCAGCUUCCCAUCCGACCAGGUUCCAUCGCCUCGACCUCGUCCGCCUCAAUCGCCCCCAUGAAUCACCCAGGCUCCGGCAACCGCCCUCCGAGCUACUCGGCCAACUUCCCUCCCGGCGCUCCUCCCCCCAUGGGCCGUACGAGUCCCAUGACCGGUCAAGGCCCGGCUCGCACUCCUCCCAGCCAGAUGGUCGGCGGUCCCCCGCCCAUCAACACUGGCGCUCCCGUCGCUGGUUACCCGCCUCAGCUGCCUCCCAUCGGUGGCCAAGGCCAUCCCAUGGGCGGUCCUCCUCAGUACGGCGGCGGCGGCGGUGGUGGUGGCGGCUACCCUCCUCCGGGCCCUCCUCAAGGCCAGCCCUUGGCGCAAUACCAGCGUGGAGGCAACGCCGCCGAGGUUGAGGGCAACAGCAGGAAUAAGGCCCAGCUGAUUGUCGGUAUCGAUUUUGGUACGACUUUCUCGGGUGUUGCCUUUGCAUUUGCCACAAACAACGAAGCCAAAGAGGACAUCAUUACGGAAUGGCCUGGUGCCGGAUCAUACACGAAGCAAAAGGUUGUCCCGAGCCCCGAAUUCUGUGUGGUCGUGAUCCCCACCGUCCUCUACUACGAUCAAUACCAGAAGGUUGUUGGCUGGGGACCCGAUAUUGCCGAUGCUCUUGCGCCUACUGGAUACCCGAAGCCCGGCGUGCAAAAGGUCGAAUGGUUCAAGCUGCAGCUCAUGUUGUCCGGCAACACAUACAUCGACCCCAUCAACCUGCCCCCUCUGCCCCCCGGAAAGUCCGAGAUCGAUGUCGCCGCCGACUACCUCUUCAAGCUCCGCCAGGCGAUGCGCUCUGCGCUACAGAAGACUCUCGGUGAGGUCUUUAACCGUGAGGAGCGCAACAUUCGCUACUACCUGACGGUGCCCGCCAUCUGGAACGAUGCCGGCAAGGCUGCGACCAGAGCUGCUGCCAUCCAGGCCGGCUUCCUCCGAGACGAGAAUGAUAACCGGUUGACGCUGGUCUCCGAGCCCGAGGCGGCCGCCAUUUUCUGUUCCAAGACGGGUCUUCUAAACCUGAAGGUGCACGACGCCGUGCUGAUUGUCGAUUGCGGUGGUGGCACUGUUGAUUUGAUCGCGUACGAGGUUGAGGAAGAGAACCCCUUUACGGUGGCUGAGUGCACGGCAGGAUCCGGUGACUCGUGCGGCUCGACGGCUCUGAACCGCAACUUUAGCAACAUCUUGCGUACCAAGAUCCGCAAGAUGAAGCUGCCCGACGGAUCCAAGACAGCCGGGCGCGUCUACGCCAAGUGCAUCAUGGACUUUGAGAACCGCAUCAAGGCCGACUUCCGCAAUAACGGUCAGAAGUGGGCCGUCGACGUGGGUAUCGAGGCCGAGUUCCCCGAGGCCGGCAUCGAGGAGGGCUACAUGACCUUCACCAACGAGGAGAUUCUGCAGUGCUUCGAGCCCGUCGUCAACCGCAUUCUCGAGCUCGUCCGAAACCAGAUCAUUGCCAUUCAGGCGCAGAACCGCACACUGCAGAACAUCCUCGUCGUCGGUGGUUUCGGUGCAUCCGAGUACCUCUUUCAGCAGAUCAAGCUCCACGUCCCCCCUCAGUUCCAGUCCAAGGUCGUUCGUCCGAUGGACUCGGUCGCCGCCAUCGUCAAGGGCGCCGUCACGGCCGGCAUUACCGAGCGCGUCGUCACCCACCGCGUCGCGCGUCGCCACUACCUCAUGGCCACCCUGCAGCCCUUCAAGGAGGGCUACCACCCGGAGGCGUACCGCGUGCCGUCCCUCGACGGCAAGGACCGUUGCAAGUUCACGCGGCAGAUCUUUGUGCAGAAGGGCCAGAAGGUCAAGAUUGGCGAGCCUGUCAAGGUCUCGUUCUUCCGACAAGUCGCCCCCGGCGCUACGCUUAUGUAUGAAGAUAUUCUGUACGCCUGCGACGACGACGUCUGCCCGGAGUACACCAAGGACCCUCGCAUCAAGGAAGUGGUCACGCUCACCUCGGACCUGUCCCGCAAGAACCUCGAAAAGGACUUUGAGAGAAUGGACACGCCACAAGGCACGUUCUACCGUGUCUACUUUGACAUUUACCUGACGCUUGACGGAUCCGAGUUCAGCGCAGAGCUCGUCUGCCAGGGCGAGGUUAUGGGUCGCUGCAGAGCGCGCUUCAGGUAA
Molecule: messenger RNA, 2304 nt
Organism: Colletotrichum higginsianum IMI 349063
Lineage: Eukaryota; Fungi; Ascomycota; Sordariomycetes; Glomerellales; Glomerellaceae
Product: Hsp70-like protein
Exons: 4
Coding region: 1-2304 (767 amino acids)
Molecular function (GO): ATP-dependent protein folding chaperone; ATP binding
Source: RefSeq, a predicted model, not a curated record